GUCAACGAUUCUUAUACCAAACUUAUAUGCUGUCCACCAUGAUCCAAAUACGUGGCCUAAUCCUGAGAAGUUUGACCCAUCUCGCUUCAUUGAUGAAGAGGGAAAGCUGCAGAAUCAUGACAAGAUUAUUCCCUUUUCCAUGGGGAAGCGUGUGUGCCCAGGAGAAGCAGUGGCCAAAAUGUCAUUAUUCUUGGUAUUAACAUCAUUGCUCCAGAGAUACCACUUCUCAGUGCCCCCUGGUGAGAGCCCACCAAGUCUAAAAGUGAAACUUGGUUUAACAUUGGAACUGGAGACACCCUACAAAGUUUGCAUUACAAAAAGAUAAAGACUUGUCGGGUAAAUGGUGCUAAAUCCUGCUGUUAAAAUUCAGACAGUUGAAAGAAAUUAGUUAUAACUUUUCCACAGAGUUCAUGACUAAGUCUGACACAUGAUUGCCACAAUUUAACAAAUUUAACAAUUUUACAUUUUUCAAAGUUCAUCGCCAUUGCCAUUGAAAGUAGGCCAGCUUUGAGUUCAGAACCCUGGUUUUCAGUUAUAGUUCUGUUACUCUGCAUGUUACAAUAGGUCAAGAAAACCUACUUAAAUGAUGUAUACUCUAACAUCUAUGAAUAGACUAGAUGCCAGUAGAAAUAAUCUUGAUAUACAUAUAUAUACCACCUAAACUAAUGAAUAUUGAAGUUUAAGGGGACAUUGUAAUACCCUGCCAUGUUAUCCAUGUUAUCUGGCCCGAAUAAACCACCUGGUGUUGAAACUGGUAACUAUCAACUCACAUCAUGUGCACUGAGCCAUU
This is a messenger RNA of Owenia fusiformis, 790 nucleotides long. NCBI's taxonomy places the organism in Eukaryota, Metazoa, Annelida, Polychaeta, Sabellida, Oweniidae. The record is from the annotation of a GenBank genome assembly.